AUGGGGCAUCACUCUUGCUGCAACCAGCAGAAGGUGAAGAGGGGCCUGUGGUCUCCUGAGGAGGAUGAGAAGCUCGUCCGCUACAUCACCACCCACGGAUAUGGCUGCUGGAGCGAGGUCCCCGAGAAAGCCGGAUUGCAGCGGUGUGGGAAGAGCUGCCGGCUGCGGUGGAUCAACUACCUGAGGCCCGACAUCCGGCGAGGGCGGUUCUCGCCUGAGGAGGAGAAGCUCAUCAUCAGUCUCCACGCCAUUGUUGGCAACAGGUGGGCCCACAUUGCCAGCCACUUGCCUGGCCGGACCGACAACGAGAUCAAGAACUACUGGAACUCGUGGAUCAAGAAGAAGAUACGCAAGGCUCCGGCGGCGCCGAACGUAACUACCACCACCUCGUCCACGACAUCGACGAGCCCACCUAACAACGGCCUGGCACCGUGCAGCGGCAGCACGGCCACGUCGGACGUCCACCACCGCCGUCUGCAGCAUCCGACGUUCAGCUGCGCACCAGCGGGGGACCACCUGCAGCUCGACGCCAUCAUCGGCCACCACCAGAGCACCAGCCUAGCCCUGCCGGUUGCCGCCGGGGCCGGGCAGGAGGACUCGCCGCCAGGCAUGUCGCAUCACUGCCCGCUCUUCAUGUUCGACACCGGCGUCGUCAGCACGCCGUUCGCAUCCGCUGCGGCCCAGCAGCACCCGUUCAUCGCCAGCUUCACGGCAGCGAUGGCGGAAGCGGACACGCCCAGUUGCUACCACCUACCUCCCUUGGUGGACGGCAUGGGUGCCAUGGGAAUGUGCAUGGAAGCCAUGGACGAUCACUGCGGCGCCCGCGCCGGCAUGGGCAAUGGGUGCUUCGGGGACGAGCAGAGGCAGCGGCGGCGGCCGGAGCUGGAGGAGGAGGAGGGGGAGCAACUAGGGCAGCAUGAGCAGUGGGACGAGGAGCAGCUGCUGAUGUGGGAUGAUCAAGAAGUACUAACACCGUCCAACAUGGAGGCCAUGCAAAGUGGUGCACACUCCCUCCUUUUUAUGGGACCAAACGCAUGA
Triticum turgidum subsp. durum (durum wheat) is the source of this 1038-nucleotide messenger RNA. The record is from the annotation of a GenBank genome assembly. Lineage: Eukaryota; Viridiplantae; Streptophyta; Magnoliopsida; Poales; Poaceae.